This is a messenger RNA of Sphaerodactylus townsendi, 970 nucleotides long. It is a transcript of the gene PGBDF, whose product is annotated as linkage group 08 C17orf50 homolog. The transcript is spliced from 4 exons. The record is from RefSeq and is a predicted model, not a curated record. Bases 151 to 624 code for a protein of 157 amino acids. NCBI's taxonomy places the organism in Eukaryota, Metazoa, Chordata, Lepidosauria, Squamata, Sphaerodactylidae.
CAAGGAAGGCUCCCAUCCUUGGGUUUGAAGAGAGCUUGCUGUUGCUUUGGAGCUCUGAAAUAGGUGCAGGAUCCUUCUGAGCAGGAGAUUUCUUCACCUGACAAAAAGCAGCCGUGGAUUGAGCUUCAGAAAAAACUUGGCUUUUCAGAGAUGCCUGCAGGUCAGAGCUUCAGGAAAACCAAGAGGGAAAUUAAAGAGGAAUAUACAGGAGAUGCAAAGCAUUGUAGGAAAAAGAAUGGCCAUCUCUUGAAGAAGAAGCUGUCUAUGCUGACGUUAUUCUCUGGGCAUUCAAGAGAUGUAAUCCCCCGGGAAAGGAAUUUGCUCUUUGAUGAGAAAAAAAGAGGUUUGCAAAGAAAAAAUUCCAAGAAGAUUAAAGCACCGCGGGACAACGCAUGUUCGUUGGAGAAGUUUCCUUCAGGGAAAAUGUGCCCCAAAUGUGAAAUCCUCAUUUGCAAAGUGUGUAACAUGCUGCACACUGACAGCAGCUUCAUUGCACACAGCUUGCUGGACCACUAUGAUAAAGGGAGGCACUCCUUCUGCUGUUCUGAUUCUGGAUCUCCCCAGGACCACCAUGAUUGUAAGCACAGUCCUGGGCUGGUUAUGAGUUCUUUUCAGAUCAUGUAGUUUCCCGGCAUUUGAAAUGCACGUGCCCAUGACUCUGCAGAGACAAAGCCAGAGUGGGCGAUUUGUGGACUGUAUGUACCCCAGCUCCUUAAUGUGUCAGCUAAGUGCCUCUCGUUCAUGUGCUCGGGAAGCUUUUUAACCUGUCAAAUCUGUGUUUAGGGUUAAUAUGUGGACUUGCCAACAAGGUGCAGGGAGGCAGAUUCCCUGUGCUGCACUCAGUGGAACUAAUCUCAGCUGAUAAACCAGGUCACAUAACACAGAUUUGGCAAGUCAAGCUAGUUUUGUAAUAUAUAUUUAUUUAUUUGUGGCGUAUGGGUUGUUUUGUCCAGAAAUUUCUGUUGCAGCU